AUGGAAGACGAUGUGACGAUCAGAGAGCAGAAUUUCCACAGCCAAGUGCGCGAGUACAUCGUCUGCUUCCUCUUGUUUGCAGUACUGUACAUUGUGUCGUACUGCAUCAUCUCACAGUACAAGAGGAAAAGUGAUGACCAGGAAGAUGAGGAUGCCAUUGUCAACAGAAUAUCUAUGUACCUGUGUACAUUUACAUUGGCGGUGUCUGGAGGUGCUGUCCUCCUUUUACCAUUCUCUAUAAUCAGCAAUGAGAUCCUGCUUUCUCUUCCAAAAAACUACUAUAUACAAUGGCUCAACGGAUCUCUCAUACAUGGCCUGUGGAACCUGGUCUCCCUCUUCUCAAAUCUCAGUCUUUUUGUGCUGAUGCCUUUUGCCUACUUCUUCCUGGAGUCCGAAGGCUUUGCUGGUUCCAAAAAGGGCAUAAAGGCUCGAGUGCUAGAGACGUUUGUCAUGCUCUUUCUGCUGGGUCUCCUCAUCCUGGGCAUCGUAUGGGUGGCGUCUGCUCUCAUUGACAAUGAUGCUGCCAGCAUGGAGUCACUUUACGAUUUAUGGGAGUUUUAUCUGCCGUACCUCUACUCCUGCAUCUCUCUGAUGGGUGGCCUCUUGCUGCUCAUGUGUACUCCAGUGGGACUGUCACGCAUGUUCACAGUGAUGGGCCAGUUACUAGUCAAACCCACAAUUUUAGAGGAUCUGGAUGAGCAGAUUUAUUGCAUACAGCUGCAGGAAGAGGCCUUGGAGCGAAGACUCAAUGGUGAGUGUUUGUUUACGAGUGUAAAAUAUGACAUUUUGCAUCUCCACAAAGAGCUGGACAGCGUUCGCAAUCAGAGACACAAACUCGAAAGGAGAAAGAAGGCCUCAGCCUGGGAAAAGAACCUCCUUUACCCCAUAGUGAUGCUGAUCCUGCUUGCUGGAACAACGAUUUCUGUUCUCCUGGUUGCCCUGAACAUUGUGUACCUGCUUGUUGAUGAGACAGCCAUGCCAAAGGGUUCAACGGAGAGAGACAUUGGCAAUGCUUCUUUAUCCACAUUUGGAGUUGCCCAGGCGGUUGUUGAAAUCAUCCUCAUGUUUUAUCUGCUUGUCUCCUCUGUGGUUGGUUUCUACAGUCUUCGUAUCUUUCAGGAACUCACUCCCAGAAAGGACGACACCAACAUGACAACGAUCAUUGGUUGCUGUGUUUCCAUACUAGUGCUGAGCUCAGCUCUGCCUGUGAUGUCCCGAACACUCGGAAUAACAAGGUUUGAUCUCCUGGGUGAUUUUGGACGAUUUAACUGGCUUGGGAAUUUUUACAUCGUACUUUCGUACAAUCUUCUGUUUGCUGUGGUGACCACAUUGUGUCUGGUCCGAAAAUUCACAUCUGCCGUGCGAGAAGAACUUCUCAAAGCCCUCGGUCUGGAUAAAUUGAAUCUGUCAACCAGCACGACGGAUGCAGAGUCAGGGAAACAUGUCGUCAACGGACAUCAGAAAACUUUGUGAGGGGAAACGAAUCAUCCAGAUAUUCUGAAGCAAACAUGUGUAUGUGAAUACAGUUGGCUUUUUCAUUUUGAAAUCCAGUCAUGAAGCAUUAAAUAUUAAAUGGACAAUAAUUAGAGAAAGAAG
Molecule: messenger RNA, 1596 nt
Organism: Danio rerio (zebrafish)
Lineage: Eukaryota; Metazoa; Chordata; Actinopteri; Cypriniformes; Danionidae
Gene: lmbr1
Product: limb development membrane protein 1
Source: RefSeq, marked provisional